Messenger RNA from Dermacentor silvarum, 357 nucleotides. Its product is annotated as ataxin-8-like. The transcript is spliced from 2 exons. The annotation marks the transcript as partial. The record is from RefSeq and is a predicted model, not a curated record. Lineage: Eukaryota; Metazoa; Arthropoda; Arachnida; Ixodida; Ixodidae.
AUGACAUUUUCACAGCAGCAGCAGCAGCAGCAGCAGCAGCAGCAGCAGCAGCAGCAGCAGCAGCAGCAGCAGCAGCAGCAGCAGCAGCAGCAGCAGCAGCAGCAGCAGCAGCAGCAGCAGCAGCAGCAGCAGCAGCAGCAGCAGCAGCAGCAGCAGCAGCAGCAGCAGCAGCAGCAGCAGCAGCAGCAGCAGCAGCAGCAGCAGCAGCAGCAGCAGCAGCAGCAGCAGCAGCAGCAGCAGCAGCAGCAGCAGCAGCAGCAGCAGCAGCAGCAGCAGCAGCAGCAGCAGCAGCAGCAGCAGCAGCAGCAGCAGCAGCAGCAGCAGCAGCAGCAGCAGCAGCAGCAGCAGCAGCAGCAG